Messenger RNA from Echinococcus granulosus, 456 nucleotides. RefSeq lists its product as hypothetical. The transcript is spliced from 6 exons. The record is from RefSeq and is a predicted model, not a curated record. NCBI's taxonomy places the organism in Eukaryota, Metazoa, Platyhelminthes, Cestoda, Cyclophyllidea, Taeniidae. The coding region runs from base 1 to 456 and encodes 151 amino acids.
AUGGUUAAUAACUGCAGGCUUCCAAUUACUUUAUGUUUUGUAAAUCCAUGCACAUUUAAUAAUAACAAACCGUUGCAUUCACCUAGCAGUGGAAUGAAAGCAUUGCUUGCUGCAUCGGAGUCAAUGUCUGUGAAGAUGUUGAAAAUGCUUCCAAUUACUUUAUGUUUUGUAAAUCCAUGCACAUUUAAUAAUAACAAACCGUUGCAUUCACCUAGCAGUGGAAUGAAAGCAUUGCUUGCUGCAUCGGAGUCAAUGUCUGUGAAGAUGUUGAAAAUGCCAAAAUUUCGUCAAAUACACCAUAAACCUGCUCGAUUAACAAUGAUGGACAAUAGGGGAAAUAUGCUUCAAUUUUACAAAUUUCCUGAUAAGCAAGCCCAGAACAAAACAAAUAAACAAACAAAAAAUUGGCUUUUGAAUAAUAAACGUUCUCAUAAUGUAACAUGUAUUUACUUGUGA